CUGUCAGUGCACCCUCCGGCGGCUGAACGCAUCGAAUGGCAGGAGCACGGCAAGAGUUGGGGAGCGACCCUAGCUACUACAACAAGCACGCCAUUGCAGCUGCAAUGGCUGCACCUGCCGGGUCGCCCUUCUGGUCCCUCAAGCGCAGCCUCGCACGUCUGGACAGCGACAGCGGGAACAAGCAGUGCGUCGGCGCCGCGAUGUCCAGAAGCGUGGCCGCCCUGUCCUCGGGCGUCAGCGCCCCGACGGUCGACUACGGCAGCGUGGCUUCGACCACCGUACCCACCAGGAAGAAGAGGAGGCGGUCCGUCCACAGGGUCGACAGCGCGAGCCCAGAGGGACCGGAUUGCGGCUGCUUUACGUCGUCGGACGAGAAGACGCCGCUGACCCGUGGUGCUCCGUCGUCGAUGCGACGGCGCCUUCCCAGCGGCUCGCCUUCAUCGUGCCUCAGCGACGACGAGCUUUUAGACCCGUUCUGCCCGCCGUCGAAGAAAGGUGCCGCUGGCUCUUCGUGCGGCCUCGGUGGCUGCGAGCGACUCAAGCAAGCGGGACACGUGUUCAAGAAGUGUUUCCUCGUGGUCGCCCUGCUGGCUGCUGUGGUCCUAAUGGGCAUAUUUCCCGAAGCCGGUGAACAUACCAAGACCUACCAGUUCAACAUCAGCAGUGGCCGUGGAUCGCACCGAAUUCAUCUGGACGACUGGCACUCACCCGUUAUAUUCGCCUUGAGAGGGCCCUUCCUGCAUCGCUCCCUCGCGAAUGUUACUCACGUCUUCACAACUGUAACGCUGGUGACUUACGGCAACAGCACUUCUGAGGGGUCACCGUCGAGACUGUCGCAAAUUAUGCGCAUUCCAACGGUGGCGACUGUGGACGCCAUCGCCGAGACCAGCUUCGUCGUGAAAGACCAGUUUACCGUGAGACAAUACCAUGGAAAGAAUCUUGAUCUCCUCAUCGAGGCUCACGGUAGCCCGUCCGAAGUUUCCUACCCGCUUCAGAGCCUCCUGGAGCCUUCCGAGGUCGAGUUCGGCUUGAGCGUCCUCCUGGCAGCUUCGGUGCUGACAGUCCUGUAUUUACUCAUCGUGUUCGAGUUGGUCCACCGGACUUUGGCUGCGCUCAUUGGGGCCACAAUGGCGGUCGGUUCCCUGUGCGUCGUAGGCGAGCGUCCGAGCCUGACGCAAGUGGUCUCGUGGCUCGACGUGGAGACGCUGUGUCUCCUCUUUGGCAUGAUGAUCUUGGUCGGCGUCCUCUGUGAAACGGGCUUCUUCGAUUACGCUGCUGUGCUGGCCUACCGACUGGCUCACGGUCGCAUCUGGCCUAUGGUGACGACACUUUGCAUCUUCACCGCCGUCAUCUCCGCGUUCCUGGACAACGUCACCACGAUCUUGCUGAUGACACCUGUCACCAUUAAGCUGUGUGAAGUGAUGGACCUGGAUCCAAAGCACGUGCUCAUCAUCCUCGUGGUGUUCUCCAAUAUCGGUGGUGCGGCCACGCCAGUUGGUGACCCUCCCAACGUGAUCAUCAUAUCGAACGCUAGCGUUCGCUCCCUGGGCGUGUCCUUCACCACGUUCACGGCGCACAUGGUUCCUGGCGUCCUGCUCUGCGCGGUGGGGGCAUACAUCUAUUUGCGCAUCUUCUACCGGGACGUCAACAAGCUCCGUUCGGCUCACUGCUCCGACUACCUAGAGAUGGCGCACGAGAUCCAGGUGUGGCAGAAGGCCGUCUUCUCGCUGGCCGAGUACUCCCGCGACGAGACUCACGUGCGUCACGUGCUUCGCAAGAAGGUUCGCAAGCUGGUGCGUCAACAGAGCAAGCGCAGCCACUACGUCCGGUCCGCUACCCUGCCGCCGCCGCCGCCCAGCGCUGGCCCCGACCCCGUCGGCGGAAAGACCGCCUCCUGCGUGCUGGCCGAAGUGGAGUUCCGGGAGAAUCUCCGGGUGUUGAGCGAGAAGUACCGGAUUCGUGAACCGGCGCUCCUGGUGAAGUCGACCAUUGUUCUUGCCUCUGUCAUCGUUCUCUUCUUCCUCCAGAGCAUACCAGCGAUUCACCUGACACUCGGCUGGAUCGCCAUCUUGGGAGCCGUGAUGCUCAUGGUGCUAGCUGACACCCGUGAAUUGGACGCCGUCAUCGCUCGCGUGGAGUGGACCACGCUGAUAUUUUUUGGCGCCCUCUUUGUCGUCAUGGAGGCUCUAGUCGAGUUGAACCUUCUGCUCUACGUAGGACACCUGACGCAGAACUGGAUACGCAGCGUGCACCAUGACUCACGGCUUAUCGUCUCCAUUAUGAUCAUAACCUGGGUGUCCGCCCUGGCCUCCUCUUUUGUGGACAACAUUCCCUUCACUACAGUCAUGAUUAAAAUUGUGACCGGUCUUGCUGAAAGCGACUUGGGCCUCAAGCUGGGGCCACUAAUUUACGCACUUGCUUUUGGAGCCUGCCUCGGAGGCAAUGGCACCCUUAUUGGAGCAUCAGCGAACGUUGUCUGCGCCGGCGUUGCGGAGCAACAUGGCUACAAGUUCAGCUUCUUCGAGUUUUUCAGGAUUGGAUUCCCGCUAAUGGUGCUUACAACGGCUUUGUCAACCACGUGGCUCCUCGUCUGCCACGUCGCCAUGCACUGGGAUAUUUAAAUGCCCCAUUGACCAAUGGUGUCUAGGAAAAAGAAUGCGUGCACGUUUGCUCGCUAAGCGAGCGAUUCGAUUUUAUGUGGCGUUGUACUUUUAUCUGUGGAAUCGGUUCCGGUGUAAACUUUUAGCUGAAGUGUAGUUCCAGUAUCGAAUGCACGUUUACUUUUUAGCUGUUGCGUUGUUUUUUUUUUUCUUAGGCUUUUUGUCAACAAACGGUCAUUUUUGUUAUUUCUUCCAAGUUUGUACCGCUUUUUGCGUAGCAUUUUCAAGCUGGUAUUUCAAAGCAGUUUCAUUAUUAUACACAGUAAUAUAUAACGGCAGAUGUUCGUAAAAUUUUUUUGUAAGGCUGUCAGAAUGUUCUAAGCAAGCAACGCCCAGUGCUUCCCGAGUGACUGCUUCAGUGAGUCUUGUGUAUGAGUUGUUCGUUGCUGUACCAUCCCACUAGAAACGUUUUGCAAAUGUUGUAGAAUAAAUUUUUAUUCUGAAGAUGUGAA
Dermacentor andersoni is the source of this 3112-nucleotide messenger RNA. RefSeq names its product P protein-like. The record is from RefSeq and is a predicted model, not a curated record. Gene Ontology annotation, biological process: transmembrane transport. Lineage: Eukaryota; Metazoa; Arthropoda; Arachnida; Ixodida; Ixodidae. Gene Ontology annotation, cellular component: membrane.